UUUUUCAUAUAUCCACACAAAUUCUCUCGAAUAAUUUUGAAUCUCGUGGUACAUGUGAAAGCGUACGUACAACAUGCAAAAAAAAAAGAAAACAGUGCCCUAACGCCACGUCCCAGUUUACGAGAUUCCCAGCCAAUUCAUUGCACCAAAUCUUACUGUUUGUUAUCACAAGGCAAUCAUAUAAUUAUGCCUUUUUUCCACCGGCCGGCCGUACUCCUCGAGAAUCAUAUUAUCUUCUUUCCAUCCCUCCAAUCUCAACCCAAAUCAAUCCAGCUAAUUUUCUUCAACCUUUUUCUCUUCUCGCUUGUUCCACUAUAUAUACCUCCACUUCCCCUCCCCAUUUCCACACAAACCAUUCAACCUUUCCAAACCCACCAUUGCUCACACUUACUCGAAAAUUAAGCCAGAAAGAAAAUGGAUCGAGUGUUCCAACUGGCGGCGGAGAGGCCGGUGGUGGUGUUCAGCAAGAGCACUUGCUGCAUGUGCCACACCAUCAAAACCUUGUUCUUCGACUUCGGCGUCAACCCCACUGUCUACGAGCUCGACCAGAUCCCCGGUGGCCGGGAGAUCGAGCAGGCCUUGGCUCGACACGGUGUUGCCGGUGACUUUCCCGUGGUGUUCAUCGGCGGGAACCUUGUCGGCGGCGCCAAUGAGAUCAUGACCCUUCAUCUCAAUGGUUCCUUGUCUGGCAUGCUCAAACGAGCUGGUGCGCUGUGGCUCUGAUCAUAUCGAUCAUAUGAGUCAAAUUUUGGCUAACUUUACUUUACUAUAUACACAAUGGAGUAUUUUCUUCUUCUUCUUCUUGAUUAGUCAUCGUCAUAAUGACGAUGAUGAUGAUAAGACCUCUGUUUUUUGGCUUAAGUAUCAGAGGGAACUAAAAUGUAUACUUAUGUAUGUACGUAUUGAGAUUUCCCGAAUUAGGCUUUGCAGUGCUUUAUAAUGUAAUGCCUAAUGAUGAAUCUCACUACUUUUUGUAACAUCUCUAUCUACAUCUACUACUAAUAAUAUAUAAUAAAGUUUGAUGAAUGAUGAGAGCUUUUUAUAUCUUGUGGCUGUUCAUGAGUUGUUUGAUUGGUCUGCAAUGAAAUUCAACUAGUUACAACUAGCUACUUAAGCAUAAUUCAAAUUGGGUAUUAAUUAACAAAAAGUAUUAAAUUUUUUGAAGAUCUUGUUUGAUAUACCAAAUUAAUUACCUUCAUAAUUAAUAGAUAUAUACAAAAAAAAAUACAUAGACAACCCCUAAUCCAUGGCAUUUUAUAUGAUCUGUGGGUUUAGUUUCACGAUUAAAAAUCUUGAUGAUGAGAAUUUGCAAGUGCAAAAAUCCUAAUAAAAACUGACCUAAGGGUUAAGUCCCCAAUGAACAGAUUCAUCACAUGUUCCUCGUUUGGGUCUAAGAGACUUGGUAAUGGGUCUUGAAUUUUCUUAGAGUUAAGGCAGAGACAAAGAGAAGGAGGAAAUGAUUAUAUCUCAAUUUUUUGUCCUGAGUAAUCUUUGAUUCGAUAAAUUGGAAGUAAGACGACUAAUGAGAGUGUUCACUUUUUUAGUAUAUUGAAAAUUAAAUAACAAUAAGAUUGAAUGCAAAACGAGAGUGACCUAGGAAAAUUCAAAAGCCAAGCUUGAGUUGGAUGCAUGGGGCUUGUGAGUUAUCAAUGAGUGCAAACCCCAUAAUCUAAAAUACGUAAUAAUACUCCAAAACCAAUCCCAGUAAAACUAAUAACUUCAUUUUCAGUAAUAUUAAAUAGUGAUAAAUUUGAUGAAGAUAUUCGAUAUUAUCCCAAAUAUCGGUUCCAAACAUCAAGCACCAGCUCUACCAACCAAGAAUUCCAAGAAUUCUUGCUAUGUACGCUUUCCAACAUUUAACAAAUGUAUCCCCUUCAUGAAUGAUUUUUAUGUAAUCGACAAAGCAGAGAAAAAAAUGAGGGCGGACCAACUCGUCAAUCUUUCAUUUCUGUAGUAGGUGGUAUGCUCUUGGAGUAUUACUAUACUCUAGCUAAGUGAUAUUGGAUUUACUUUGGCGAAUCAGAUCGUUGAUUAUUAUGUAUGAAAUUGAGUUUUUAAGUUGGGUUUAGAGAAUCAAAACCCUAGAGUUUUAUCCAUUAAAAGUUAGAAUAUAGUAUUUUUAACUUCAAACUUGAUUUAAUUUGUCUAAAUAAAGAUAUUCCACUAGAAAUACCAUUGGUAUCUUACCUCAAACUCGAUUUAAUUUGUCAUCUCGAUGAUGGAGAUAUCACGGAUCAAUAUCAUAUACACUCACUCCGAGACUUAGAGAUAUACGGUGAUGAGAGAUGUAACAUAAGAUCAUAUAUAAUAUUAUUCAUGAAUUUGAACAUGUGAUACAUUCUAAUGACUCUAACGAAAAAAAAAAAAACCAUUCUACUGCCUAGCUAGAGUGAAAUAAUCUGGCCCUCCGGUUGGGGCUGUUUCAUAGUACGUGGCCAAAUAUCAGAGCCUGAAAGGAGCUACGGCCGAACCUUCGUGAUGGCGAACAAUGUAUGUCGACUAUUCCUCUCUACGUAUAGUGGGAGAUCAAAUUGAUACUUACCUCUCUCUCUCUCUCUCUCUCUCUCUCUCUCUCUCUCUGUGUGAAAGAGAGAAUCGAAUCGGGGAAAGAAAGAAGAGGACCAGAAAGAAAGUGGCCGUGUAUUCUUCAGACUAGCCUAAAUGCUUACACACAUGCAUAUACGUGUAUGAUAAUACUGCAUGUUGUACGUACUAAGGAAUCCCAAAGGAGAAAAAAGAAAAGCGUGCUGGAGGAAAAAUUCCGUAAACGGUCCCUAUAAGCCACGUCAGUGAGGUGGAAAAAUAUAAAAUGAAGAAGCUAGCUAGGCUUAGGCUUAGCUCACCAGGAAACAGACAAUGGACAUGGUCCAUGCAUAUUUGCAUGUCUCUCUCUGUGUUUAUUCCAUAUUCACCUCUAGCUAGCUGGUGCAUUUGGCCUACUAUUUUUUUAUUCGGGCUAGCUAGCUCGACCAGAGAGUAAUACGUACAUAUGGGUUCGACGAUUGAUAUCUGGGAAUCUUAUAUUUGCAGUGCAGGAUCGGUCCCGGUGAUUGGAUCAUAUAUAUAUAUCCCUUUCAGGAUUUAUCCAGAAGAAAUGCUCUGACAUACAAGCUUUCAGAAAAAGAAGAAAAAAAACAGAGAAGGUGGCCAUCGUGAUCAUGGGGUUUUGGAAUUUGUAUUGCAAUGGUGGGGCAAAUUGACAGAGGAACAUCAUAUAUGCAUGUAUGGAAGUGGAGAAAAGAAGCAGCGAGCGACGGUGGGAGGAGGAAUCACAUUUAUUUAACAUUUCUACAUACACACCCUAGCAUAAGACCAGUGUUGCGCACUUUAUUUCUAGCGUCUAACUUACUUAGGCGUCACUAGAAGGUGGCAAUUUCAAUCCAAUCCACCAAUCCAAUUCAUCAAUCCAUUAAAAAUAUCCACCUAAUCCAAUCCAUUUAAUCCAAAUCCAGUUGGAUUGGUGGAUUCAUGGAUUGGAUCCAUGGAUCAUUGGCAAAUUACGUUUUAGUACCUAUAAUUUUUAUUUUUUACAUUUUGGUACCUAAAAUUUAAUUUUUUUAUGAAAAAUAUCAUUGGAAAAUUACGUUUUGGUACCUAAAAAUUUUCAUUAUGACAUUUUAGUACCUAAACUUUUUACAUUUUACAUAUUGGUCCUUGGUUGAAGAUGUCAUUUGAAUUCAUGGAUAAUCCACCAAUCCACUUGAUCCAAUCCAUGAAUCCACCAAUCCAUUAGAUCCAAUCCAUUUGAUCCAUGGAUCCACCAAUCCAAUCCAUUUGCCACCUCUAGGCGUCACCUAAACAUGCUUAGCCGCUACAUGCAAAAGUAGCAGCUUGUAGUAAAUGAUUAAUGCAGUACCAAUUUACAACACUUUUUUACUACUUUAGGUCAAUUAAUUAAGAACUUAUGCAACAUGUAAUAACAAGGAAAAUAACUUACAAGUUUGUAAGAUUGUGGUUCAAUAGCUCACAUAUAUAAUUGUUGAGCUAUUGAAAAGAUUGAGGGAGUGUAAGAAAGUGGUUAAGAUUCAUACGUAGACAUCUACCGAUUAGGGCUGGAAAUCCGGUCCUAGUUUUUUCGGUCAAACCGAAAACUGGGCAGUUUAAACCGUUCCGGUUGUAACUGAAAACCGAAUUCCAAUUAACCCAAUCCAGUUUGCGGUUGUAGUAUUCAUAUAAAAAACUGGCCCGGUCCAAUCCGGUUAAAACCGGGCAAAACCGGAUGAACAAAAACCAACCAAAGCCCAUCCCCCAACCCAGCCCAAUAACCCUCGAAGGAAAAAAAAAAAAAGAAUAAAGAACAAUCAAGAACGGUGAGUUUUAGGCUCUGAUACCAUGUUUGCUUGUAAAACAGAAAACGCCACCUGACUUUUUUUUAUUUCAUCAAAUGAAAACUUAUAAUAUCC
This is a messenger RNA of Linum trigynum, 4403 nucleotides long. The record is from the annotation of a GenBank genome assembly. NCBI's taxonomy places the organism in Eukaryota, Viridiplantae, Streptophyta, Magnoliopsida, Malpighiales, Linaceae.